Molecule: messenger RNA, 1458 nt
Organism: Cladophialophora yegresii CBS 114405
Lineage: Eukaryota; Fungi; Ascomycota; Eurotiomycetes; Chaetothyriales; Herpotrichiellaceae
Exons: 5
Coding region: 1-1458 (485 amino acids)
Source: RefSeq, a predicted model, not a curated record
AUGGGAACGCCUUCUAGACUGAGUUUGUUCCUGCUUGUGUUCCCCUUCUUCGCCCACGGUCAGUCGCUCUCAGGGGAUACAGCGACCAUCACAGCAACAGACUCGACCACAACCACAGCCUAUGGAAACACCACCAUUUACACCUCGUACACCACGGGCAGCACAAACGAUGGUGCGACGACCACGGCGUAUCCUCCGGCAUCAACUAGUAUCCCCGCCAUCCAGACUGUACCGUGUGCGAUUGCUCGAUUUACAAUGUUGACCUUUCCCGAUGGCGGCUCCAUCGAAGUUCCCUUGGUGGGUUGUUCCGAUGAUCGCCCAGAAUGCUGUCCGUCGCUCAACUUCACGAACCCCGUGCCUGAAGAGACCGGUUCUGCCUCACCAUCUGCCACAGAAUCGAGUGACGAGGAAGAACAUGAAGAGGCUACGACAUCGUGGACAGGCACAACUCCUAGUCCGACCCCAACGGGCGUGGUCUCGAUGCUGAGCAAGGCCCCGCUUACUGUUUGCCCAAGUGACAUGGUCGACAUUGACCCUGUUUGCUGCCCGUCAGGUUUCCAGGUAUAUGGUCAGGUCUUGGUCGGCAAUUAUCCGCCAUGUGUGAGCAUUCUUACAACGGCCAUCACGCCCGAUUCGGAAGUGCUUGCAUCCAUCACGUCAGCUGUGAUAGCAUCUUUGGCAACGGCAUCUACAACCACAACAGCUGUACCGACAGUCAGUGUCGUAGUCACUCAGGUCUUCGCCCUCGGGCUCCCAUGUGCAGAGGAAGUGGAAGAGGAAGAGCACCACAACCACACCCAUCUAAGCACGGGCGCGAAAGCCGGAAUUGGUGCUGGUGUCGGCGUUGCUGGCCUCCUCAUCAUCGGCUUUCUCUGGGCUUGCCUCGCCGUGCGACACCGCCGCCGCAAGAAGAUGAAGGCUCUUCAAGCGGCCAACACCGCAGCUGGAGGACCAAUCCGGCCCGAGUCUGGCGCAUACGCUGCUGCACAAGCAGAUUCCAAGCACAUGUCUGUAGCGACGACGGGUAUCGAAAGCCCAAUGAUGCAGCAGCAACAAUUAUAUGGCACUCCGUCACAGCACGGCUUCAGCCCGGCCUUCGGAUACGGCGCGCCGCAAAUGCAACCCGCCAUGGUCCACCAACACGACCAGUACGGCAGCCCUUACGGAAUUCAACCCGUAGGUCAUAUGGGAUAUCCUGGCAACAUGAAUCCCUACCCGCAAUCCCAAUCUCCACCACCACCCUUCUAUGCUUCUGGUGGUACAAUAUACGAUCAGGGACAUUAUAAGCCACCGGCAGAGGUUGCCGGGGACGUUGUGCACCCCUUCGCUGUCCCCGUAAAUCGCCAGAGCACCGCCGGCAUGAGCGACACGCAGAGCCAAGGUACCUCGACCACGGCUGUGACGGGCGAACACAGGCCGCCGGCGGAAUUGAGUUCACAGGGGAGUGUCAGGCAUUAA